Aethalodelphis obliquidens (Pacific white-sided dolphin) is the source of this 2972-nucleotide messenger RNA. RefSeq names its product spermatogenesis and centriole associated 1 (gene SPATC1). NCBI's taxonomy places the organism in Eukaryota, Metazoa, Chordata, Mammalia, Artiodactyla, Delphinidae. The transcript has 5 exons. Bases 386 to 2158 code for a protein of 590 amino acids. The record is from RefSeq and is a predicted model, not a curated record. Gene Ontology annotation, cellular component: centrosome.
GUGAAGUGAGUGAAACAGCGCUAAAGAGCUAACCGCACAGAGCCAGGUAGGUGCUGUGAUGGAGGACACGCCUGCGGGGAAGCCUAGAGGGCGGCUGCUGGGAAGCUCCACAGAGGAAAGCCGGCUGGACAGAGAAGGGGUGGGAAUGCUCCAGGCUGAAGCAGGGCCUGCGCUCAGGCCUGGAGGCACGGAGAGCUGAGCCUGGUAGAGCAGAGAGGCCUGGAGGAGGUGCAGCCUCUGACCUCACAAUACCCAGGCCCAUGGGCCAGCCUUGCAACUUGCAAACUCUAGUGCCCUCUUCCAGCCCGGGUGAGGCCCCGGGCCCUGGGCAGCCUCCAGGUGCAGCGCCCUGCUGACAGCCGCACCCUUCCCGCUGCCCUGGGGCAUGUCUCUACUCACCAAUUACGAGGGGCUUCGCCAUCAGAUCGAGAGGCUGGUGCGGGAAAAUGAGGAACUGAAGAAGCUGGUGCGGCUCCUUCGGGAGAAUCACGAGCUCAAGUCGGCGAUCAAGAUGCAGGCGGGUGGCCUGGGCAUCAGCGGGUUCAGCAGCAGGCUGGGCGAGGCAGCGACCGACCCUCCUCAACACCAGGGUAACUGUGUCUUCCCGCCCCCGGCCCCGGCAGCAGCAAACGAACCCGUCCUGGAAGAAGGGAUGGCGGCUCUGGUGCCCCUGGCCGACACGCUAGACAGCCCGCAGCCCAGCCCCGCGGCAGGCCCCGUCGUGAGCGCCCGGAUGGGCCCUCUCAACACGCUGCUGCCCGGCCUGGGGCCCAUCUCACAGAGCAGCCCACUCUCCAGCCUCCUGACUGGCCCCCUGAGCGACCACCUGGCCAGCCCCGUGGCAGUGCCCCUGGCGAGCACACCGGCCAGCUCCCUGGGCCUGCCCUCGACUGGCCCCCUGACUCCCAGCAGCCCCCUGACAGGCCCCCGAGCUGUGCCUCAGAGCAGCCCCCUUAUGGACGCUGUAACAGGUUCGGUGGCCCUCUCUCUGAGCAGCCCCCUGCUCACCUCCGCGGCUGCCCCCCUAGGUGUCUCUCAGAACCUUCCGGCCAAUCCCGUGAGCAGUCUGGUGCUGUUGGAGGCCCCAAGGGUGUGGCUGGCAGAGCCGCUGCAAGGAUGCCCCUCUGGACCCCAUCCCUCAGCGGGUGGGGGGCCUGCUGCCACCGCAGAAGCCCCGCCCUCCGCUGAGCACCCCCAGCCUGCCCAGGAGCCUGAGCCCCUCAGCAUGACGUCUGUGGGUGCGCCCAUGCAGACCUCCACGCCCGUCGGUCCCAUGGGCACACCCAGCCCCGCGACAGCCUUCUCCUACAGCACCCCAGACGCCCGGACACAGCCUGGUGGCCCCCAGGGACAAGCGGUCUCUGACUCUGUCCCUGCCUCGGCCACCUCCUACAACAUCACCAUCCUCGCCUCUGCCCUCACUCCCGCUCCCCAAGCUGCCACCAGCUAUAGGCCCUCAAGCACCCCACACCCCUUUGCCCGCACGCACCGCUCCCCGACCCGGCUCUCGCCCACCCUCCACUCCCCUGCACACAACCCCCACUCCCAGCCUCGAGCCUCGUCCUCACCGGCUUCAGUUAACGACACCCGAGGUCCACGCGUGGCAGAGCCGUCUCGGAAAAGCACCCUGCAGUUGGAGCGGAAGCUAGCCCACCGGAAGACCGGCAAGUUCCCUGACAGCUCCCGACAGUCGAAGCAGCUGGCCUCGGAGAGGCUGGUGGGGGAGAUCGCCUUCCAGCUGGACCGCAGGAUCCUGUCCAGCAUCUUCCCCGAGCGUGUCCGGCUCUACGGCUUCACGGUCUCCAACAUUCCGGAGAAGAUCAUUCAGGCCUCCCUGAACCCCAGUGACCACAAGCUGGAUGAGGAGCUGUGCCAGACACUCACACAGCGCUACACGAGCAUCAUGAACCGGCUGCAGAGCCUGGGCUACGACGGGCGGGUGCACCCGGCACUGACCGAGCAGCUGGUGAACGCCUAUGGCAUCCUGCGGGAGCGGCCCGAGCUGGCCGCGUCCAAGGGCGUCUCCUACACUGUGGAUUUCCUGCAGCGCGUGCUGGUGGAGACCGUGCACCCCAGCAUGCUCGCCGAUGCGCUGCUGCUGCUGUCCUGCCUCAGCCAGCUGGCGCACGACGACGGCAAGCCCAUGUUCAUCUGGUGAUGCUGGCUCGCUGUGGCCCGCACCUGGGUGCACAGCCAUUAAAGCUCGCCUCGGACGCUGGGCCUGCGCUGGUACUCCUGGGUGGUGCUGCCUCCUCUGGGGGGCUCGCCAGCGCCCCCUCCCCAGCUCCCCUUCAGUCCCGCCUACCCUGUAGGUUCACGUCCCUUCCGGGGCCCCUGGGGAGAGCCCCAAGACCAAAGCUCAGCAGCUGUGUUACCAAGGGGGAUGUUCCAAAGGCCCCAAAGCUGGCCUGGCAGUGGGAGCACAGGAGCCCCUGAGACCUGGAGGGGGAAGAGCCGGAAGGAGCCCAGCUGGCAGGCAAGGGUCGUGGUGUGCCAGCAGGCCUGGUGACGGGCAUGGAACUGAGGCCUGGGCACAGAGCAGGAGGCAGAGGCGACGUCAAGAGAAGGAUGUGGGCGUGGGAGCGCCUCCCUCUGCACGAGGCGGCAACAAGUGCUUCUGGAACCUCACGGAGGGCAGGAGGACGUUAAAGGGAGGGGAGCCAGGAGGAACCUGGGCACCGCGCAGCCCAGGGAGACGGGGUCCCUGCCAAAGGCCCCGCAGGAAGGGACCGGACUGGGAGAGUCAGAGCCGGCGAGGGCAGAUCCCACCUACUGCAGGGGCAGAGCUGAGGUGCACAGGCCAAUGGAAAGCCGAACAGAGCAGGGGAGAGCAGGAGUGGGGAUGGGGUGGGGUGGGAUUCCUGGAGGUGACCUAGAGACUCGGAGCGGGAAGGGCUCAGGGAGAGUGCGGGAUGCAGAGGGGUGCAGGCCAGGAUGCUGGUCCCUUCAGGACGUGCGUGAGGAGAGGAGAG